Topomyia yanbarensis is the source of this 2955-nucleotide messenger RNA. RefSeq lists its product as uncharacterized. The record is from RefSeq and is a predicted model, not a curated record. NCBI's taxonomy places the organism in Eukaryota, Metazoa, Arthropoda, Insecta, Diptera, Culicidae. The transcript has 3 exons. The coding region runs from base 607 to 2682 and encodes 691 amino acids.
UCAGAGGUUUCAGUUAGUUGGAGCCCGGAGAUCAGCGUGAGAAGAUGUGUUUUACCGACACGAUAUGAGUAUCUGUUUCCCGUAUUAGUGGAGGUUGGUUGGCUUUUAAAUAAGCGCUGAGUAAACUGUCUGCAAUUUUUCAAGUGGAAAAGAUUUUAGGGCUGUUGAAUUUAUUCUAUUCAGGGAAUAAAUGUGACUAAACUUAACACAAGCAAAGUAGGCGAAUGAAUAUGGAAUUUGUUGUUGAGUGAAGUGAACAAAAUCCUUUCCCUGAAGGGAUGUGAAAAUCUCUUGCUGUAGUGCAAAACAAAAUAAAAAAAAAACACUUCGCAUUGAAGAAUAAAUAUGCAGACCUAAUUGCUGAGACGCCUUCAGGGCGGUGAGACGGUGCUGAAAUAUUCGACCAGAAAUAAAUACCUAGUUCGCAAAAGAAUCUCUCCAAAGACGUGACAAUAUUGAAUUAUAGUUGAGCCUACAUUCAUUUCGCUUAUUGUGUGCUUCAUUCAAUUACGGUAGCAAGAGGUGGGAAAUCGAAAGGUAACGUUGAAAGCAGCAAGGACAUUGCCUCGGUGGAAACGCCUGAUAAACUCUCACAGGAAAACUCACAUGACUAGAACAAGAGCCAUGCCGAAGGGAAUCGACUAUCGAACACUAAUAGCACGGGGUAGUCCUUCGCGAAAGGCGCACGCCUUCAAAAUCCCUUCACGCAGAGCACGUGUAAAGCUAGCUCUGAUACUACUGAGCAUACUCUUGGUGUUUUUGUACAGCAUCAGCCUACCGUUGUGGAUUAACGGGAGCGGUACCGGCAAUCCAUACUGGGAGGAAGCAUUCAUUACCAAAGAUGAUGAGCAGCAUUUCAACUACAACAGUUCGUACUUUGUUAACACGGUAGGCUGUAAAAUGCCCAGUUUACCGAUUAUGGAUGAGCACAUACAAAAAUACGUUCAAAAGGUCGAGCCAUUGAACUGCACUCCAGCAUUGAUUCAGAGCGAUAGUAACACGAUCUGGUUCCAGCUGACGGAAGAAGAUAUUGAUCGAUACUACGAUUUGACGAAUGCCAGUUUGAUUCAGUGCUGUUAUAGACCAUUCGAACGGAGAUCCAACAACGGUGUACGUAUCAUCGGACAGGAAAUUUGCUUCGACUAUGGUGAACGAAUAGAGAUCGAUAGUGAAUUUAUUGCGAUUAUCUGUACUCAUCCGAGCAAAAAUAAGUUCAUUUUCUAUAGAGACUACUUUGCAUUCGUUCCUUUAAAGUUGAACGUCGAGGAUCGCUGCGAAAAAACUCAGAACGAUUUGAAAACUAAAUUUCAACCAAACGGUGAUAAACUAGGAGUUAUGAUACUUGGCAUCGACAGUGUUUCAAGACUGAACUUCCAUAGGCAGAUGCACAAAACUGCCGAGUUCGUGAUUGAUCGACUGAAAGCUGUUGAAAUGUUUGGAUAUAACAAGGUCGGCGACAACACGUACCCAAAUCUUGUUCCAGUGUUGACCGGCUUGGACGUAGAUGAGUUAACGGCUGCAUGUCUUCCCAACUCGAGCAGCACUUUCGAUUUGUGUCCUUUUAUAUGGCAAAAGUUUGCUGGAGCUGGUUAUCGUACGAUCUACUCUGAAGAUAGCAGCACACUAGAAACGUUCAAUUAUCUUAAGAAGGGCUUCCAUGACCAACCCACUGAUUACUAUCUGAGAAGUUUCUUCAGCGAAGCGGAUUCUUCGAUCGGAUACAAUAAAAAGGCAAACGCCAAGCUUUGUCUAGGUGGAAGAAAUCCCACUCAAAUACUGGUGGAAUACGCUAAAAAGAUUGUGACCACUAUGACUAAUCGACUCAGUUUCUCACUGUUGUGGGCUUGUACUAUGACACAUGACUUGCUGAACUAUCCUUCUUUGGUAGAUGACGACUACAGAGAUCUGCUCGAGCACAUGGUGAAAGAAAAAUUUCUGGACAAAAAUGUCGUUAUUCUACUUAGUGAUCAUGGAAUACGAUGGGGGAAUUAUCGCAACACAUAUCAAGGUAUGAUGGAAGAGCGACAACCUUUCCUAUACAUAAUUCUUCCUGAGUGGUUCCAACAAAAGUAUCCCGCCGCCUUUCGCAAUCUACGGAAGAACCGACAGCAAUUGACGUCACCCUUUGACUUAUACGAAACAUUAAAAGACUUGGUCGACUUAGCUUCCAUAACCCAUUUAACAAUCAAGAAACGGUCCACCGAACUGCUUGACACAAAACCCAUUCCACGGGGGAUCAGUCUUUUCCUACCCAUGUCUCCCAUGCGAACUUGUGAAGAUGCUGGGAUCGCUGCACAUUGGUGCACAUGCCACAAUCACAAACCGAUCGCAACCAACGACUAUCGAGUGGUAACUGCGACACGCUUCACUGUCGAAAGUCUGAACCAAAUGCUGAAGAAGUAUCCUCAGUGCAGCGUUCUUCAUUUGUAUACGAUCGAGGACGCAACUCUGGGUGUUUCAACGGAGGAAAUAUUAUCUAAGAAACCGACCAAUCAAUUCAGCGACAUCAGUGUCCGUUUUGUAACGAAACCAGGCGGAGCAGAGUUCGAAGCAACGAUCAGAAUUGAUUAUAAAAAUCAGAGUUCGUUGACUGGCAGUGUUAGUCGGACAAACCUGUACGGGAAACAGAGCUACUGCGUGGACGAUUAUCGAAUGAAGCUGUAUUGCUUUUGUACGAGAUAGAUUAGCAAUGUUGUUGGAAUAUGUUUAACUAUUCUAUAGAUUAAAGGGUCGAUAAAUGUGAUUUAUUUUGUGAUUAGAUCGUAGGAUAAAUACAUAAGGACUAUAAAUUAAGGAAUUUGUUUUAAAACAGCUAACUUCUUUUCAAAUCGUCGAGGAAAAAGGCAGUUCUUUAAGAAUGAUCGAAUAUUUAAAGUAAAAUACGAUACCCAAUUGAACGACAAAGAUGCGUUUAUGAUUUUAUCACGCAAAACCAAUAAAAAAUUUUUUUAUAAA